AACGAAAAUCUUUCCAAUUAAAUUAACCGAAACAUGGAGACUGAACGGAAAAAUUCGGCACCCCCAGUGGUCAUUCAGCCAAAGAACGUGUUUGGCAUUCGCAGCGACGUCAAGGGAAAUGUUCACUUCACGGUGAAGCAGGAAGUUCUCUAUCCAGUCGGAGCUUUACUCGCCAUUCAUGACUAUGAAACAGACAAGCAAAAAUUUUUGCGAUUCAACGAAAACAGUGUACCGUUAGUGAUUGCAAUGAGUCCGAAUAAGAAAUUCAUUGGCGUAGCAGAAAAAUUUGGAAAGUGCUGGAUCAACAUUUACGAUAUGUCAACGGUGAAAAAGAAGAAAACCUUAUAUCUACCGAAUGAUGUUCCACAUCCAGAAGUCGAACAACUUGCGUUCACAUACGAUUCGAAAGGGAUCGCUGUUUUGUCGAAAGAGCCGGAUGCCUUUCUAACAAUAUUCUUCUUGGACAAAGCUGAAACGGUCGUUAUGGGUCGUGCAUCGAAUUCCAAUCACAAAAAUUUGACGUCUCUGCACAUUUCGUGUAAUUUGAGCGAUACGGGUAUGGUAGCUGUGGGUGGUGACUACACUCUGAAACUUAUGUCUCGUCAAGACAAGACAUUUACAACUAUUGGGUCAAUUACUGGUGAACAUAAGAUUGUCACCUCUUUAACAUGGAUCAGUGGUGAUAUGCUGAUUGUGGGAACAUCUGUCGGCAAGCUACUUUUAGUUGAAGGUGGCGAGCAAAAGGCAUUUUACUGUGCGCUCACAACGGACGAAAUCGAUUUAACAAUUAAAGAGGACAAUAUAGAAUCGAUGCAACCCUUUACGCCAACUGAUGCACCUCGAGAAGAUGUCAAAUGCCUUACCUACUUCAGCAAAGGAUUCUGUUACAGUAUUCACAACGUCCUUUAUGUGUACGAAAGGCUGCCCAACCACAACUACAAAAAGAAGUCCAUCAUUACAAUUCCAAUGGAUUUGUACGACAAAAAAUUGUACUGCAUCGAAAAUGUAGCGAUAAAUAAGUCCAUGGACACAGUGGUUGUAACACCGAAACACAAUCAAAUCUACUAUUCUAUGCUGUACGUUCCGGAAAUGUUGAAUGCAGAGAAAUUGGAGUUUAAAAAGCUGGGAGAACCGUUGCAUAUUGACGGUAUAAUCAGUAUGUCCGUUUGCGCUUGGAAACCAAUCAUAAUGACUGCGUCUCUCGAUCAAACAAUUCGAAUUUGGAAUUAUGAGACCGGCAAAGUGGAAUUGGUCAAGAAAUACCUAGUUGACGUGUCUGUGGUAGCGUUGCAUCCGUCAGGUCUUCUAGUUUGUGUAGGAUUCUUGGACAAUAUGCAGCUGAAGGAAGUCAUGUUAGACACCCUGAAAGGUAUCAAAACAUUCAAUUUUCCGAGGUGUCAAGAUGCAAUGUUUUCACACCAAGGGCAUCUGUUGGCUUGUGCUUGGGAAAAUCUAAUUUCAAUUAUAUCAGUCUUCUCUUUCGAUGUAGUCGUAACACUCAGGGGUCACAGUAGCAAUGUAACCUGCGUGCAAUGGUCAAACGACGAUCAUUACGUUUUUUCAUGCGGUACACAAGGUGCUGUGUACGAAUGGAAAGUUGCGACUGGAGAAAGAACCAAUGAAGCGAUUCAGAAACGCUGUGAAUACAGAUCGUUGGCCGUUACCAAGGACAUGGUGUCCACAUAUGCUGUCAGCAAAUCGGGCCAUAUGAGAGAGAUUGCCAAUUCAAAUAUUGUGAGAGAAAUACCAUUUCCAAACAGUGUACCGUUAACUUGUGUUGCUCUGGCUCGGUCCGAUUUAGUUUUGUUUGUGGCAAGCGAACAGGGACAUUUGUACAAUAUUCAGAUUCCGUUCAUGGAGGCUGGUGGUGGAACAUGUACAAAUUUUAGAUUUUUCCACAAUUCCAUUAACAAAAUGAAAAUCACUUUCAACGAUAAAUUGCUGGCAACUGGUACAGCAGAUGGAACACUUGUGAUUUGGACAAUAAUGAACAACGAGGGCAGAGUCGAACCAUUCGAUGUCGAUCUCGGCAAAAAUGUCGACAUCAUAAUAUCACGGACCGAGCUGAUGGAGAAAAACAGCAUGAUUGGGUCUUUGGAACGACGAAUAGUCGAGCAACUAGCCGAAUUUCAAUACCAAAACAAGCAAAACGAUGCUUUCGCAUCCGAGAAAAUGAGAGACAUUCAGUCGGAAUACUGUGCGGCCAUUGAAGCUCUAAAAACGAAAAACGAAGAAAUGGAAGCCGAUCACGUUGCCCAAUUUAAUGUCAUCUCCGAGAAUAUUAGCCAAAUGAAAGAUGAGCACGCUGCUAAGUUGAUGGAAAUCGAAGCCGAAUUCAACGGAAAGAUAUUGAAUGAGUAUGACAAGACCAACACCUUAAAGCUAAGAAUGGAGCAUAUGCGUGACGAAUAUGAAAUGAAGUUGAGAAAGUCAGCUGGCUGUCUGCAAGACACCAUCGAGGCACUCGAAACAGAUUUUAAGAAACAACUACAUGAGCGACAAGAUCUGAUUGGUGAGUUAAUGAAACAGUUGGAGUUUCAGAAGAAAGAAUUUUCGGAAACUAAACGACAAAUUGAGCUGGACAAUGACCGAAAAAUUGUGGAACUAAAGGUGAACUACGAAAAGAAGCUUAAAUCAGAGAACGAUAUGCUGUUGAAGUGUCGUGCUGAAGCUGGUGUGACCCAUAAGAAAUUCCUGAAUGUGACCAACAAUUGCGAUGAGUUGUCGAAGGAAAAGGAUUUGCUGGUAGCCGAGCACCGUAAAACACGCUUAACCAUCAGAAACUUGCAAAAAGAUGUUGAAGAAUUGAAGUACGAAAUUGAGAGUCGCGAUCAAACCAUUCGCCAAAAGGAGAUUCGGGUCAAUGAACUGCUGAGGAAGAACGAAGAAUUGGAGAAGAACAAGCAAGUGUUGAACUACAAAAUUAUCGAACAAAAAUCGCAAUUGGAGCCGCGGGAGCGUGAAAUUCAAGAGAAGAAAGACGAAAUCACAAAUAUGGAAAAGAUGCUGGAGAAAUUGGAACACACCAAAAGUAAAUUGGAGCUUCAGAUGUCCGAACUGAAGGACAAACUUCGUUCAACGAAAAAAGAAUCCGAGUCCGAACGUGGACAAAAUAUCAAUUUCCGGUCACUGAUUCAACGUAUGUCAUCCGAUAUUUACCAUCUGUCGGGAUAUGUUCAGCAGCCCGUGCAAUUGAAAGCGGAGGUGAUGAAAUUGUUUCAAAGAUAUUCUGACGAUAAAUCACUCAACAAAUCCAUCGAAUCGGACAUUGAGGUGGAAAAUGCUUUUUUGAGACAACGCCAUUAUUUGGAGAAGCAACUCGAACGGGCGUUACAGAAAGUGAAGUGGGCUGAGGCCAAUAAUAAUACGGGGAAACUGUUGAAGGACAACAUAAAACUGGUGACCGAACUUAACUUUAUGCGAAAGGAAAUGAACGAACUUCAAAAGACCAACCUUAACAUGGAAUCAAUACUUGGUAUAUCCGGCAAAUACUUACCUACAGCAAUUGCUAGGGAAAAAUUGGCGAAGGCUUGUGCGGACUUCGAGGAAAUCGAGCUGAAUCACGCACAAGUGGUUGAAAAGCUGCAAAAACAAAUCCAGGCGUUGUCGCAGGAAAAUCACGACAUCCGGUCAGAGCUGAUCGAAAAGAGUUCCACCAAAAUCUGAAUACAUUCGAAUGUCAAUUGAAAGUAUAAACUGCGUGUGUGUAAAAAUGAGAAAGAUUGUUCUUUAUUCGGUG
Bradysia coprophila is the source of this 3739-nucleotide messenger RNA. It is a transcript of the gene tous, whose product is annotated as testes of unusual size. The record is from RefSeq and is a predicted model, not a curated record. NCBI's taxonomy places the organism in Eukaryota, Metazoa, Arthropoda, Insecta, Diptera, Sciaridae. Gene Ontology annotation, molecular function: protein binding.